UCCAACGAAAGGUUUUGCUCUUUAGCAAGUUUUUAUCAACAGCGGUCAUUACAUAAUGUCCACUGUAGUGUAAACUCACGUAUACAUAUCUAAAGCUGCCGGUCAAAAAGUAGAGAGAAGUAGUUUCCGCCUCCUGUUGAACAGGGCAGUUAGUUAAAGUUCGUGAGUUUAGCUUGCUGUGUGUAGCCUGUGAAUAAAUAACAUCGUUUAUUUACUGUUAAACGUCAUUUUGCAUGGCAAAGCCCUGUUCAGAUAGCAUAGGGGAAAAUAUACAUCGUUGGCCAUGUAUAUGGGGUAAUAUAUCUUCUGUUGAUAUCUAAGAAUAGUAUGUUUGACUAAGUUAAUUCCGGUGUAGUUAGCCUGCUAGCUUAGCUAAGUUUUGAGUAACUUUAUUUCAGGCUACUUUAAGGGACCAUCGUCAAAGUUGUAGGCGUCAGCAGAGGGAGUGUAGCACACGGCCAUUCCCUUACUGCGCCACUUUAAGUGAAAUGGGAAGCCUUGAAACCUCCAUGUUUGUAUCUUGAAAUUGCGAGCGGAGUUGAGCACCAUAUUGAAUCAAAGUUGCCAACUCCUUGUCAAAUGUUUUAUAACUUUCAUACUUCAAACUUCAGCGGGUAUCUGAGCGGACAAAUACACCCGGAGUGUAAUGGACUUGCUGUAGGCGACUCGUUUCUAGGUUUCCCGGAGCGCUCCAGUUUUGUUUUCGUACAAGUUAAGUUGGUUUCAUGCAGCACCGAGUCAGCGAACAAUCUCCAACUUUAAAGUGUGAGGUCAGCACUCUGGACCAGACCUGGAUGUGAUGGACAAUCCGUCCUCAGUAAUCACCCAAGUCAGCCGGGAUGAAGAGGGAAGUAAAGCCGCAGGAGAGAGGGGUUCCUCUCCCUCUCUGUCCUCCAAGAAGCCCAGGAGCAGAGGCCUCUUCUCCAGCCUCUUCUGCUGCCUGUGUCGGGACCAGCCUGAACCCCCACCAGUCAACAACAACGCCCCUCUGCUGGUCGAAGAGAACGGAACCGUCUCCAAGAUCCAGGUGAAGCCACUGCUUCCUCCAGCGAAGUCAAAAGACUCUGGAAAGAUCUGCGUGGUUAUAGAUCUGGACGAGACGUUAGUUCACAGCUCGUUUAAGCCUGUGAACAAUGCAGAUUUCAUCAUUCCUGUGGAAAUAGAUGGAACGGUACACCAGGUGUAUGUCCUGAAGCGGCCCCACGUCGAUGAGUUCCUGAAGAGGAUGGGGGAACUGUUUGAGUGUGUCCUGUUCACUGCCAGUUUAGCCAAGUAUGCAGACCCAGUCUCUGAUCUCCUGGACAAGUGGGGCGCUUUCCGCUGUCGCCUCUUCCGGGAGUCCUGCGUCUUCCACAGAGGAAAUUAUGUUAAGGACCUGAGUCGCCUGGGUCGUGACCUCAACAAGGUCAUCAUCGUGGACAACUCCCCGGCCUCCUACAUCUUCCACCCCGACAACGCAGUGCCUGUGGCCUCGUGGUUCGACGACAUGUCCGACACCGAGCUGCUGGACCUCAUCCCAUUCUUCGAGAGGCUGAGCAAAGUGGACAACGUCUACUCAGUCCUCAAGCACCAGGGGGCCGCAAGCUAACAGUGUUCGUCUUUUCAUCUCAGCUCUGAACAAAGCGGCGUACUGAACGGAAAUACACACCAGCGAGGCUCCAUCACCAGCUCCAGCUAUCACUGCCCACCAGAACACAGACUGCUUCACAGCUGACAGAGCCUUCACCUUCCCAGUAUCAAACCAAGAUUAUGUUUGGGAGUUUUUCAGUGACUUCGAUGGCGUCAUCACUGCCACCUUCUGGUCAAACAGAAAACUGCCUGAAAAUUACCUUGCAAUUCUCCCCCCAUGAACCAGCUCAUGUGAGUGAAUGCAUGAAAGGAUGAAUGAAUGUUUAAGGACAUUUCACUGAACUUGCAGUACAUUUAACAAAACAGAUGUCUGCAGCCAUGAAUCCAAUGGACACAGACUGGGUACCGGACAUAGACUUCUCUCAUGGACUCGGCAGUUUGACCCUGCAAACCGAAGCAGGUUUGGUAAGCAGGAAUUAAGUGGAAAGGAAUUUUUGGAAAUGUUUAUGUGCAAAUAAACUUGAUCAGAUUUGUCAGUGAAAGAGCAGAAAGUGAACACAUACUGUAGAUGUCUUUUAAAUAUUUUGGAAUAGCAUUACCUUUGUCACACACCUUAAUCUUGUCAAUUAUCACACUAUUUGUCUGCAGUCGAAAACGUGAUCCUCGGGUGUGAUUUUAGAGGUUUUAGAACAAAAUUAUCAGGUAUUUUUGAAUAAUCAUGACAGUGUUACGGAUGAAUCUGAUUUAAUUAAAAAAAAAAAAAAAAAAAGGUUUCAUUAAAAACCAUCUGGGAUUGUACUGUCAAAUAUAAUCAGGAGUUGUUAAAUACAUUAAUAACUAAAUGAUUGGACAGCACUUUAAAGUCUAGUCUAGAGUACAGUCCUCGCUUUCACUGCAGUUUAGAAAUUGGUUUUAGCACGAUUUGAAUACUAAACAUAGUUUGAAAACUGAAUAAUAAAUGGGGAUUAUUAUUUUGGAUUUUGGAUUUACUAGUAUUAAAUAAAACUAGUGGAAAAAAUCAAUAAUGUGUAAAUAAUAAUGUCCUCUUACAGCAGGAGGCAAUACAAAUUUUUGAUGCAUAGAAACAUUACUCAGUGGGAAAAUCAAUCAUUCUAAACUAAAUGUUUCAGCACUGAAACAAAAUGACUGCAGUAUUUUCUUUUUUCUCCAAAAUUCAGACACUAAUAUGAAUAUCAAACCAUCCGCAUAUGACAGUGGAAGAGCAGCUGCUAUGCUUAUCGGUUGUGGAUUUCCAAAGGCGGUGCAAAGAUUGAUGGACAGCCAAAAUGCAUUGUGUAUCUCCACCUGUGUGUUGAUAGAUGCCAUGACCAGUUGAUGCCAGAGACGAGAGGACCAGGAUCGACUUCUAAAAGCGGGUCAUUUGUCAUGCUACAUCAGAACAGAGGCUCCGUUGGUGUAUGAUUGGUCUUGUUACUUGUUUUAAAGCCACACUCAAAACUUGAAUAUCUCACAGCAUUCACAGACUGUAUUUGAAUGGGUAAAGAAAGUCGCAGAAAAGUUAGUUUGGCUUGUCAGUUUUGGUCUCAUAAGCUUAAAAGUACAACUUUUUUUUUUCUUUUCAGUUAAGCGGUACACAUACGCUGGAAACAAUUUCAGGACUUUGUAAUAAAAUGUGUGUCGAGGGGGGGAGUCUAGGAUAUGUGAGGUGUUGUGCCUGGUGAGCUGGCACCCCUUUGCAAACAAAAAGUGGUUUAAUUCGGUCCAGAUUUAAAGGAGAAAUCCAUCCCGAAACACUUUCAACACCGUCAAUAAACAGCUAUUGGUGAUUUUUCUUGCACCUCUGGGUCCUUUGUUAUUUGGCUGGUGGUCAUAUUCUGGUGUAUAGACAUCACGUAAUGUUAAUGGGAGUUAAAUGAUGAUGUGUUGUAGUGUGAUUUGAGGGUGGAGUUUUCCUUUAAAAUCUCAAUUAUAACAGAUGUGGAGUUAUACAUUGAGGCUGUGCUGCUUUUUUCGUUUUAUUUUUUAAGCUCUAUGUGGCGAUGUUAGUUGGUCGGUUUCUUGAGCUGGUCUGUUUUAAGGAGCGGCCUGGUCUCUAGCAGGAGUCUCAGACUCUUGUUAUGUCCUUCAUAUGCGUUGACAAUACCAUGUGUUGACACUGAUGAAUGAAAAUGGUGGAUUUGACUAAGAGCCUCAAUAGCAGCGUUGAUGCUUGAUGUGACUUUACCUAGAUGGAACAAGGAUGACAAUUAAGUCCACCAUAUUAAGAGCUAUUACAUUAUUUUUCUAUGUUUAACAAAUUAUUGUCAAUCAAAUUAGCCUUUUUCUUUUCUAAAUAAUUACUGAUUUUAAUUCUUCUCUUUGCCCAGCAGUGGUCCUCUGAUACGACAUUGACAGGUUGUUUUCCAGAGGGGAAACACUGUUGUGGCCGUUUUCAUGCAAGACGUGAUUGGUUACCUCAUAUAUUAAUAGGUAGGAUAUGGAUCAGAAACACCAGCAACUGACUAAAAGAUUAGUAUCUUACUGUUGUAGGCACAUAACAGGGUAAUUUGUGUGUUUCAUGUAAGCCAUCAUCACAUGUCUCAAUUAGAUUUAAUGCUGAUACUGUUGUUUCUGUUUUUGGAAUUCAUUGGCAAAAAGGAGUAUUUAUAGGGAUGUUAAGUCAUUUGAUUACAUACAGAACAAGUGUUGUGUCACUACAGGGCCCAUUCGCUGAUACUGUACUUCUUACACAUUCAGUAGAUAUGUAUAUUUUGUUUUGCACAAUAAUAAAGCAAACAAAUUUCAUUAAUAUAUGGAAUAUUCAUGUUACUGUACUCAUGAUUCAAUAGAUGUAACCUAAUUUUUGACCUUUGUUGUUUUAUCAUACCAAAUUAUAUAUGGACUGUGUAAUAAUGCCAUUUUUUCCAUAAAUGCUAAAUGAAAGAUG
This is a messenger RNA of Seriola aureovittata, 4456 nucleotides long. Its product is annotated as carboxy-terminal domain RNA polymerase II polypeptide A small phosphatase 1-like. Gene Ontology annotation, molecular function: RNA polymerase II CTD heptapeptide repeat phosphatase activity. The coding region runs from base 800 to 1588 and encodes 262 amino acids. The record is from RefSeq and is a predicted model, not a curated record. The transcript has 7 exons. NCBI's taxonomy places the organism in Eukaryota, Metazoa, Chordata, Actinopteri, Carangiformes, Carangidae.